Messenger RNA from Ceratosolen solmsi marchali, 1362 nucleotides. Its product is annotated as aminopeptidase N-like. The annotation marks the transcript as partial. Gene Ontology annotation, biological process: proteolysis; peptide catabolic process. Gene Ontology annotation, molecular function: metalloaminopeptidase activity; zinc ion binding; peptide binding. The transcript has 6 exons. Gene Ontology annotation, cellular component: cytoplasm; membrane. Lineage: Eukaryota; Metazoa; Arthropoda; Insecta; Hymenoptera; Agaonidae. The record is from RefSeq and is a predicted model, not a curated record.
CCAGAGAACUUUUGGGAAGCUAUACAGAGUGCUGUGAACGCUUCAAAGGAUACUAGAUUAGUCAAUAUAAAUGUUAAGAAAAUAAUGAGAACUUGGACAAAUUCAGAAUUAUAUCCAAUAAUAAAUGUCACAAGAAAUUAUACAACUGGCUCAAUCAAAAUCACUCAAAUGCCAGCAACUAUACUUUUUGGUAUAACAGAAAGAAAUAACACGAGUAAAUGGUACAUACCGAUAAAUUAUGCAACACAAUCAAACCCUAACUUUAAUUUAACUUUUCCGAGCCAUUGGUUAAAACCAGAUACUAAACGACUAAUGAUUAAUGGUGUUAAUCCUAAAGAUUGGAUUAUUUUGAAUAAUCAACAAACAGGUUACUAUCGUGUUUUAUACGACGAACAAAAUUGGAUCCGUUUGGCAACACUAUUAAAUAGCGAUAAUUAUCAAAAAAUACCACCACUUAAUCGAGCCCAAAUCAUUAAUGAUGCUGUGCAAUUUUCUCUUAAAAAACUAUUAGAUGUUAAAAUUUUCCUCAAUCUUGUAUCUUAUUUACAUCGAGAAACCGAUUAUAUUCCGUGGUACGAUGCUCAAUUUAUAUUUAGCUUUUUAAAUUAUCAUUUAUCAAAUACACAAGCACAUGAUAGCCUAAAGAAAUUUUGUCUACGAUUAAUUGUGCCUCUCGUGGAUAAGAUUGGUUUUGAAGAUCGAGUGGAUGAUAAUUUUUCCACUUUGCUAUUAAGAAGAAUCGGCAAUCAUUGGGCAUGUCAUUUUGGAUAUAAAAAUUGUUGGAACAAUGCAACUAAACAAUUAGAAGAUUACCUAUGUAAUAAAAAACCCAAAUCGGAAUUAGUUGACUUACAGGAAUGGGCUCGCUGUUAUGGCUUAAAUGGUGCAAAUGAAACAAUUUGGAACAAAAUGCUUCAAAAGUAUCAAGAAAAUUUAUCAGAAAACACGAUUAUAUAUUUAUCGUGUUCAGAAAAUUCAACUAUAUUACAUAAUUUUCUGAAUUUAACGAUUUCAAAUAACUCAAUAAUUAAUGAGAAACAUGUUUUAUCGGUAUUUAAAUCAGUUUGCUUUUUCCAGUCAGGCGAUGAUAAGCGAAUUAAUUUAUGUUUAAACUUUAUCAACGAUAAAUUUGACGAUGUAAAAUUAAGACUUGGAAAUUCAACCCAAUCUUUUACGUAUCUUCUCGAUCUUUUGGCAUCAGAAAUUAGACAAAAGCAGCAAUUACAACAUUUUAAAAAAAUAUUAGCUCAAGAAGAAUCUAUCGUCAUUUCUAAUAAGCUAAACUCUCGAAUAAAACAAAUAGAGAAUAGUAUUACGGUAUUUGAACAGAAAGCAAGUUAUUACGAACCAUAUUUAAAGGAA